AUGGCAGCAGUUGAAGCAGUGUGCUCCCGAUGCCAGGGUAAGGGACAUCGUGCUGCUGAUUGUCACCUACCCUUCUUCCGCAGCUGUGAGUACUGCAAGACUGCGGGUCACACUGCCAAGGAGUGUCCGCUCUUGCGACACUGUACUUACUGCAAAUGCGAGGGUCAUACCAAUCGCAACUGUGCCAAGCUACUGGCGAAAAGAGCCAAGGCACGAGCGUCAGAUGAUUCAAAGAGUGAGACGUCUGAGGCCAGCAAUGGUCAGUCUGGUGUGAGCACAGCUUCAACAUGGGCAUCAUCACCUCCCAAGAAACAGCAGUGGAAGCGCUGGACUGAACCACAGAAGCCUCGGAUGCAAGCCUUGACUGAAGAUGAAGAAAAACAGGCACGCAAGGUCGAGAAGAAGCUGCGCGAGAUUGCAGCUUUGGAAGCUCGGCUUGCUGAAGGUGAAACUUUGGAGGACUUGCAGCAGAAGAAGGUUGACAAGAAGUCAGAGUUUGAGGACUGUGAGGUCAUGCGCAAGUUGCGCUCUGGCUAUAGACGAUGUGAGCUACCAGCCAAAAGCCUGAUUGAGGCAAAGUAA
Molecule: messenger RNA, 582 nt
Organism: Cladocopium goreaui
Lineage: Eukaryota; Dinophyceae; Suessiales; Symbiodiniaceae
Source: the annotation of a GenBank genome assembly